This is a messenger RNA of Eurytemora carolleeae, 720 nucleotides long. Its product is annotated as glutathione S-transferase 1. Bases 25 to 705 code for a protein of 226 amino acids. Gene Ontology annotation, biological process: glutathione metabolic process. The transcript is spliced from 7 exons. The record is from RefSeq and is a predicted model, not a curated record. Lineage: Eukaryota; Metazoa; Arthropoda; Copepoda; Calanoida; Temoridae. Gene Ontology annotation, molecular function: glutathione transferase activity.
CAGAAAAUCUACAAGAAAAGGAAAAUGGCUCCUAUUGAACUUCAUGGUAUGGCUCCAUCUGCCCCGUGCAGAACUGUUGCAAUGGCUGCCGAAUGUGCUGGUGUUGACUACACCUAUGUAUCUGUGAACCCAAUGCAAGGAGAAACUAAGACUCCUGAGUUCUUGGCAAUGAAUCCAACUCAUACUAUUCCGACCAUCAAGGACGGUGAUUAUGUACUGUACGAGUCCAGGCCUAUUGCUUCGUACAUAAUGAACAAGUACUGCAAGGAUGAGAAAAUGAACCCUCAGGAUCCUGAGACUAGAGGACUUAUUGAUCAGCGGCUGUACUUCGACAUGGGAAUAUUCUAUAAGGCUCUGGGUGAAUGUAUAUAUCCCGUGAUGAUGGGAGGACAGAAACCAACUGAUAUUCAACAAGAAAAAUACGAUAAACUUAAAGAGGCUCUGGGUUGGUUGGAUGGUUAUGUAGCAGGUGGUAAAUUUGCUGCUGGAACUACUUGUAUCACAGUAGCAGAUCUAGCGCUAGUUGCUACCUACUCUACACUCAAGAAUACCGCAGCUACACACAAGGAUGUGCUGGAUGUGUCCGCCUUCAAAAAUGUUGAAGCCUGGUUCGAGAAAUGUAAAGGUAAAAUAAUUAUUAACUUUCAUUUUUAUUAUGUUAAAAUUGCUUCGUGGAUAUUGUCCGAAAUGGAAACAGAGAAAUGACCGUAUUACAUCUCA